Molecule: messenger RNA, 2364 nt
Organism: Odobenus rosmarus divergens (Pacific walrus)
Lineage: Eukaryota; Metazoa; Chordata; Mammalia; Carnivora; Odobenidae
Gene: PRDM7
Product: PR domain containing 9
Exons: 10
Coding region: 1-2364 (787 amino acids)
Biological process (GO): positive regulation of reciprocal meiotic recombination; regulation of DNA-templated transcription
Cellular component (GO): nucleus
Molecular function (GO): recombination hotspot binding; histone H3K36 methyltransferase activity; protein binding
Source: RefSeq, a predicted model, not a curated record
AUGAACCUCAACAGGUCCCCAGAGGAGACCCCUGAGAGAGACUCAGGGAGAACAGGAUGGAAGCCCACGGUGAGAGAUGCUUUCAAAGAUAUUUCCAUAUACUUCUCCAAGGAAGAAUGGACAGAGAUGGGAGACUGGGAGAAAAUCCGAUAUAGGAAUGUGAAAAGGAACUAUGAAGCACUGAUUACGAUAGGUCUCAGAGCCCCUCGACCAGCUUUCAUGUGUCACCGCAGGCAGGCCAUCAAACCCCAAGUAGAUGACACUGAGGAUUCUGAUGAAGAAUGGACGCCAAGGCAGCAAGUCAGACCUUCUUGGGUGGCAUUCAGAAUGGAGCAGAAUAAACACCAGAAGGGAAUACCCAGGGCGCCAUCAAGUAAUGAAUCUAGUUUGAAGGAAUUAUCAGAAACAGCAAAGUUGCUGAACACAAGUGGCUCAGAGCAGGGCCAGAAACCAGUGUCCCCUCCUGGAGAAGCAAGUACCUCUGGACAUCACUCCCUACAAAAAUUGGAACUCAGGAGAAAGGACAUUGAAGUAAAGAUGUAUAGUCUACGAGAAAGAAAGAGCCUUGCAUACCAAGAGGUCAACGAGCCCCAGGAUGAUGACUACCUCUAUUGUGAGAAGUGUCAGAACUUCUUCAUUGACAGCUGUGCUGUUCAUGGGCCCCCUACAUUUGUAAAGGACAGUGCAGUGGACAAGGGGCAACCCAACCGCUCAGCCCUCACUCUGCCCCCUGGUCUGAGAAUCAGACCAUCAAGCAUCCCUCAGGCUGGGCUUGGAGUAUGGAACGAAGCAUCUGAUCUGCCACUGGGUCUACACUUUGGCCCCUAUGAGGGCCAAAUCACAGAAGAUGAAGAGGCAGCCAACAGCGGAUACUCCUGGUUGAUCACCAAAGGGAGAAACUGCUAUGAGUAUGUGGAUGGAAAGGAUAACUCUUGGGCCAACUGGAUGAGGUACGUGAACUGUGCCAGGGACGACGAGGAGCAGAACCUGGUGGCCUUUCAAUAUCACAGGCAGAUCUUCUACCGAACCUGCCGGGUCAUCAGGCCAGGCUGCGAAUUGCUGGUCUGGUAUGGGGACGAGUAUGGCCAGGAGCUGGGCAUCAAGUGGGGAAGCAAGUGGAAGAGCGAGCUCACGGCAGGGAAAGAACCAAAGCCAGAGAUACAUCCAUGUCCUUCCUGCUCUCUGGCCUUCUCCAGUCAGAAAUUCCUCAGCCAACAUUUGGAACGCAAUCACCCUUCUCAGAUCUUCCCACAAAUAUCUGCAAGAGAAUAUUUCCAACCAGAGGAUCCCUGCCCAGGCGAUCAGAAUCAGCAGCGGCAGCAACAUUCUGAUCCACAGAGCUGGAGUGACAAAGCUAAAGGUCAAGAGGUCAAAGAAAGUUUCAAACCUUUGCUUAAAAGCGUAAGGCAGAGAAGAAUUUCAAGGGCCUUUUCCACCCCAUCCAAAGGACAAACGGGGAGUUCUGCAGUGUGUGAGGGAAUGGUGGACGAAGAGCCCAGCACAGGCCAGAAAUUGAAUCCAGAGGAGACAGGAAAAUUAUUCAUGGGGGUAGGAAUGUCAAGAAUUAUAAGAGUCAAAUACAGAGGCUGUGGGCGAGGCUUCAAUGAUAGGUCACAUCUCAGCAGACACCAGAGAACACACAAAGAGGAGAAGCCCUCUGUUUGCAAGGACUUGAGGAGAGAGUUCAGUCAUAAGUCAGUCCUUAUUACACACCAGAGGACACACACGGGGGAGAAGCCCUACGUUUGCAGGGAGUGUGGGCGAGGCUCUACACAGAGAUCACAUCUCAUCACACACCAGAGGACACACACAGGGGAGAAGCCCUACGUUUGCAGGGAGUGUGGGCGAGGCUUUACACAGAGAUCACAUCUCAUCACACACCAGAGGACACACACAGGGGAGAAGCCCUACGUUUGCAGGGAGUGUGGGCGAGGCUUUACACGGAGAUCACUUCUCAGCACACACCAGAGGACACACACAGGGGAGAAGCCCUACGUUUGCAGGGAGUGUGGGCGAGGCUUUACACGGAGAUCACUUCUCAGCACACACCAGAGGACACACACGGGGGAGAAGCCCUACGUUUGCAGGGACUGUGGGCGAGGCUUUACACAGAGAUCACUUCUCAGCACACACCAGAGGACACACACAGGGGAGAAGCCCUACGUUUGCAGGGAGUGUGGGCGAGGCUUUACGCAGAGAUCACAUCUCAAUAGACACCAGAGGACACACACAGGGGAGAAGCCCUACGUUUGCAGGGACUGUGGGCGAGGCUUUACACAGAGAUCACAUCUCAGCACACACCAGAGGACACACACAGAGGCUUUACCAAUAAAUUGCAUCUCCACUACCAAAGAACAAAUGUAG